Ceratitis capitata (Mediterranean fruit fly) is the source of this 3482-nucleotide messenger RNA. It is a transcript of the gene gol, whose product is annotated as protein goliath. The record is from RefSeq and is a predicted model, not a curated record. The transcript is spliced from 10 exons. Lineage: Eukaryota; Metazoa; Arthropoda; Insecta; Diptera; Tephritidae. The coding region runs from base 1371 to 3266 and encodes 631 amino acids.
UCGCACAAGUCGUCAGCCAGAUAUCACCUAAAGCAGAGCCAGUCAGCCAACCGACCAGCUAACUAGACAGUGAAGUAGCGCCGAGCCAGGCACCAAGUCGCUCAACAACAAUCAGUUGCUUUCCGUAUCUACAGCGAGUUGGUGGAUAAACCAGACAGACGUGAAUGCGCAAUAUUCGACACUCAGAAAAAUCUGUUUUGAAUAAUAUCUGUCUAUUGUGUAUUUUUAUUCUAAUUCUAAUUGGAUGUGCACGCGCGAAUGUCUCCGCGUAUGCGAGUGUGUGCGUUUGUGUGGCACAUAGCAAAUUAGAAUUAACAGAAAUUAAAUUAAAAAAAAAAAAAUCAAAACGAAAAAAAAAAAUAAAAAUUCGAAAAUUUCUUCUUUGAAUUAAUUCAACUAAACGAACUUUUUCGGGCAGCACAGUUUGUGUGCGAAGCAUCUGUGAGUGUUGGCUGACUGUAUCUAACAAAACAAAAAUAAAGCAAAACAGCAGCCCCACUUAAAACCUGCUUAGCGACUAUUGUAUUUUCAUUGCUUUUGGAAAAAUCAAUAACAAUAAUAAUAACAGCAACAACAAUAGAAAAUAAGCCAAAAGAGUUAAAUCAAUUCCACUAAAUCAAACACAGUGUAAAACCGAAAGUGUAAGUGAAAUAAAAGAAUUAAUAAAAAAAAAAAAUAGAAAAUAAAAAAUAAAAGUAAAUACAUUAAAAUCCAUAAAUAAAUAUCUUGUAAAAACAACUGUAAAUUAUUUAAUAUACAUACAACAUACAAUAACUAACACACAGCUGCUGUAUUCAAGGUGCGCAUUGUUCCAUAACUUAUUUUGUGCCAGAAUUUCAACAUAUUGAAUACGAAUACACUUGCGGCAUUUGAUGUGACGAGAGGUGUGUUCGAGAAUAAUAACGGUUCAGUUGAAGCAAAAGAUGUAUACGUAAUAAAAAAAGUAUAUCUAUGUGUGUACGAGUAAACGACAACAGCGAGAUAAACGUCAAAAAUCAAACGAAACAAAACAAAACGUGUCUGCUUAAAAAUACACCAAAAGAGUUGUGGAAAAGUGUUUGAAGUGAUUUUAAACAAAUGUCCAAACGAAAAGCUGCAACAGUACGCGUAAGAUUAGCGAAGAAACAACUGGCAGCGUAGCAAAGAAAUUUAAAAAUAUUAAUAAUUAAAGAAAUAAAGAAAUAAGUAAAAAAUAUUCAAAAUAAUAAAAUUUAAAAAUUAAAAAUACCAGGCAAAAAUUAAAAAAAAAACUGUGCUUCAAAACUAAAAUUAAUAAAAUUAUUUGUGCAAAGUGAAACUCACCACACUCACUUUUCACCGUCUACUAUACGAAAGUAAAAACCGCCAUCAUAGCUACCCCGCGCCUAAAAAUGUGUUCGAAGGAGUUGCUGCUCUCAGCAUGCCUCUUCUUGCUCGGCGGUCUACGCUUGACCUCCACCACAACUACGACCACAUUCGUAGCGGCCAUGUCCAUCGCGAAUCAGGAUCUCGAUCGUUAUUUUCGCACCGCGAAUGCGACACAGUUACUCGCCAACGAGGAGCGUAUUUUGAUCGAUGUUUAUAAUUAUGCUUUUUUGAAUUUCACUUAUCACACGGCCGAUGGUGAACGUCGUCAAUUGGCGUAUAAUGAGGAUAAGGCACGCUAUGGUGAGGGUAGAGUGUUGAAUCGUGAUGGGCUUUUGGUGCAUAUUUCGGCGCUUGGUAAUGUGAGUGAUGAUACGGCUUGUCACCCGUACAUUGCAGGCACGAAGGGUGAGGAUUUGCCACCGGAGGGUGUUGCUUGGAUUGCGCUGGUGCGUCGCGGCUAUUGUACGUUUGAGGAUAAAGUGCGGCAUGUGUACGAGCGUGGCGCGGGCGGUGUGAUCAUCUUUAAUGAUAAGACAGUUAAUAAUUUGGAGAAAAUGCAGAUUAGAGACAAAGAACGCAAUAUAACCGCUGUGAUAACUUAUCUUGAAAUUGGUUUGGAGAUAGCUCAAAUCGUUGAUAGUAGAUUGCAUAUGAAUGCCGCCAUUAUAAAGGGACGUUUCGGUAGCCGUCCGAUAAAUACGCUGAACAGAACAUCUGUGCUCUUCGUGUCCGUCUCCUUCAUCGUGCUGAUGGUGAUCUCGCUCGUGUGGCUGCUUUUCUACUACAUACAACGUUUUAGAUAUCUGCAGACGAAGGAUCAGCAAUCGCGUCAGCUGUGUUCCGUAACCAAAAAAGCCAUCAUGAAGAUACCAACAAAAACGGGUAAAAGCAGCGAUGAGAAGGAUUUGGAUAGCGAUUGUUGCGCCAUAUGCAUUGAGGCAUAUAAACCAUCCGAUUGCAUACGAGUAUUGCCCUGCAAUCAUGAAUUUCACAAAAACUGCAUCGAUCCAUGGCUAAUCGAGCAUCGCACCUGUCCGAUGUGCAAGUUGGAUGUGCUGAAAUUUUACGGUUUUGUGUUCCUGGGCAGUGAAGAAAGCAUUUUAGAAUAUGAACCAGAUCGUCCACCAGGCGAAUCACACAACAUCACCACCACGGCAACUGUUAAUAGAAGUCCCAGCACAGAACUACCCGCUGGAGUACAUCGUGCUGGCGUACUCGGGGAGCUAAUGCGUAGUCGUGACUUUGUAAUCGAUUUCCCGCGUAUAUUCGUACUAGAAGCUGGUAGCACUACUGGUACACACGAAACAUUAUUUCCCACACGCCUACCAGAACGGUCACAAUCCUCAAUGUCACUGGCGCAUGCUAAAGAUUGGAUGUCCACAAUGACCAAUAAACUGGAGGAGCAGCAUGGUUUGCGUCGUCUGCGCCGCGGCGUGGCGCAUGAUGGCAUGGAUGAGAACUUACUUACCGUUUGCGCUGAGGCGGUGAAGAAACGUCGUUCCCGUUCCGCCGAUGGGCGUUACUCGAGCAGUCAUCAGGCGCGUCAACUGGCGGCUUUGCAAUUGCAGCAUGCACUUGAGUGUGGUUAUGGCGAAGAAGCAGCUGCACUGGCUACACCUGACGACAAUACUACACUGCGUGCCAACACUACUAUUGUGGACUUAACCGAUGCAAUUUAUGCGCAAUCGCGUUUGCGCCAACAGCAGGAAAACAAUUUGCUGAUUCCACAAGAACGGGAUGUGGCGAAUUUGAAUACACGUCGCCGUUCAUUGAGACGUAACAGUGCUGCAGAUAUACAAUUGCAUGAGUUGCCGUAUCGUUCACCGGUUACUAGUGCAGCUGGCAGUCGCGAGUCAACGCCGCCGCUUGAUGUCUCUAUUAAAAUUCAAGUUAAUGGUGAGGGCAUCGAUUUGGAGUAGAAGUAAUAGAAAGAAAAGGCUGAUCCGAGUGUGUUAAAAACAAUUAGGAAUAUAAAAAAUAUCCAUAUACUUAUAUACUUAUUGGUAAAAUUUUAAACGCUGUCACUUUUCAUGUGCCAUAAAUCCAUGGAGUAAUCGAAAAUUGCUUGAAUAUCCACAAAGAGGAGGAAAUUGAACUGUUAAUUAUAAAUAAAAAGUAUGAAGUAAUGAACGAAA